This is a messenger RNA of Mucor mucedo, 2801 nucleotides long. RefSeq lists its product as uncharacterized. Gene Ontology annotation, molecular function: ATP-dependent protein folding chaperone; ATP binding. The transcript is spliced from 5 exons. Bases 463 to 2349 code for a protein of 628 amino acids. NCBI's taxonomy places the organism in Eukaryota, Fungi, Mucoromycota, Mucoromycetes, Mucorales, Mucoraceae. The record is from RefSeq and is a predicted model, not a curated record.
CUCUAGGUCUUGUAUACAUUAACGAUAGUCGAAAAUUAGGCGAAAUUUUAAAAAUCCAAGAUUUUUAUUUUGUUGAUGUAGGUGAAAUCUCUUUUGGAAUAGCAAAAAUUCAUUCGUCUUUCAAUAAAUCCUUCGUUACUGCUACGGCAGUUUUUGAUGAUAUCACACAAGGCACAAUAAAUCUAGGGAUGAAGUACAAUGAUUGGUUGAUAAAACGUACGACAGGUCGGAAUUCGGUUACUUGUAAAAAAGAAAAGUUUUCAGAAAACAUCAAGGUAAUUUUUGGCAUCCACGAUUUGAAUAUCAAAUCAUUAACCUGAUAAAUUUCUCCGUUACUGUUAUGCAUCUACCAUGAAUGGUCCACAAUCGUCUGCCAUCUAGCCCCUAGAUAACAAUGCUGAUUUUAGUAAUUUUACUGACGAUGACCUUAAGAGAAUUGUAUACGGGCCAAUCGUCGAAAGCAUGACCAAAGUCAGAUUAAGCGCAGAUAAAGCUAAUAUACACUUCAGGUUAUUUCUCCAUGGAAGUUGCGAUGUUAGCAGAUACAUUUUUAACGAAAUUUUGACCAGUGAUGAGGAGAUUUGGGAGUAUUGCUCUACUUUUACCAAAAGUGAACUUUUUAAAAUUUCUUUGGGAGCUGUCUAUUCAAUAGUAAAUACCUACAAAUCUCAAACGCCCUUCUUUCUUUAUGAUGAACACCGACCCUUAUUCCCUGAUAGCAGACUGUCCUCACCAGAAACAGUGUCGGAGGAAUCCAUUGAUGAUAACGGUGAGAAUGGUGCUUAUGACUUUAUUAUUGGAAUUGAUUUUGGUACCACUUUUUCUGGGUGCUCUUAUGUUCAACUAAAGGAUAAGAGUGGAAUACCUGUGGAUACCAGAGAAAUCAAGACCAUAAAAACGGGGUGGCCAGGAGGCAAUCUAAAUAAGUUCGGAAAGACCCCAACCAUAUUAACGUACGAUGGAGACAUGAAUCUAAAAUAUUGGGGUGAAAAAGCAAGACUGGAAUCCAAACGUCGUAAAGACCUCGACCUUCUAGGAAAUUUCAAAUUGUUUCUAUGUCCAAAAUCUUCGGAGAAUUUUUAUGAUCGCACUGAUAAUCUGGAAGAAUUGAAAGGACAAGGAGGUUUUGUUGAUAACAGAACCCCAAAAAACGUAUUGGAUGUAAUCAAAAUUAUAGCUGACUAUCUCAAUCUUUUCAUAAAUCAUGUUAUUGAGGCAGGGCUUUUGAAAAAAUACAAGAUUAAAUACGUGAUGACUGUACCUGCUAUGUGGAAUUCGGAAGCCCGCGAUAGCAUGGCAUGCACUGCAAUGGCUGCUGGGCUAGUUAAAAAAAAAGAUCUCGACCAGCUUCUUAUAAUCAGUGAACCCGAGGCAGCAGCAUUGUUCUGUAUGAAGAGAAUGACCGAAUAUUUUAAAAAAGAGGAUGAAGAAUUGAACGAUACAAACUUUAUUGUAUGUGAUGCUGGUGGAGGGACUGCAGAGCUGGUUACAUUUAAUUUACAGCUAAACAAAGAAGAAGGCGAUACAUCUUCCACAGAACCAACCAUUCGUCAAAUCGGUGACUAUAUUGGUGAUAUCUGCGGUUCAACUUGUCUGGACGUGAGAUUUAAAAAUUAUCUCCAUGAAUUUUAUAAGAGCUUUGGAGUAGAUAUAGACGAAGAAAAUGUCCCUCUUGACGAUGUUAUACAGGAGUUUGUGAAGAAUUACAAGCUUGACUUUAUGCCUAGUUCGCAAGGCGACUCUUAUUACGACAUUAAUUUGCCCGAAAAGGGGAUUGUAGAUUUUACCGAAAAUUCUACCUACAAAUUGGCUAAUGGGAAUAGGACGCUGAAAAUGAAGAACCAAGAUAUGAAAGAGAAAAUAUUUGACCCUGUAGUUGAUCGUAUUCUUUACCUUAUCGAUGACCAGUUAAACCAAGCAAAAAAAUUAGACAAAAGAAUUGACGCAAUUUUGAUGAUCGGUGGAUUUUCUCAAUCCCCAUACCUGCAACAACGCAUCAAAGACCGGUAUAAAAAUGUGUGUCAUGUUGGCUUUCCUACCGAAAGUGUUGAAGCUAUUUCUCACGGUGCAGUAUCUUACGCCUUAAAUCCCUAUACAAUAUUAGGAAAAACUGCUACACAAUCUUUUGGAUUAGAGGUACAGGCACCAUUUGAUAAAAUCUUGGCGGUAUCAAGUAAGAGGAGAGUGAAAGGUCCCAAUGGAGAUUGGAAUUUUGAAAAAGACCGUAUAGAGUAUUUUGUAAAAAGAGGUCAAUUAUUAAAAGGCGAGCAACAGACAGUUUAUCAAAAAGAUGUAUAUGUUCUAUACCCCAACGCUGCAGUAAUAUGUACUUAUAUUCAUUGUAAGUAAACCUUCACAACUGGCUAAUUUAUAUGUAAGCAAUAUUCUCUUGCGACUCUAUAGAAAAUGCUAACAGUAGGCACCUUACCAAGAGUCAUGCAAAAAUAGGGGAGGCCAAAAUUAUCAUGCCGCAUAUAGUUGGUAUGGACGGAAAAUUAAUUCAGUUCACGGUUAGUCUUCAAAUGAAGCAUAUUGGAGUCAGUGUUACUAUUGAAUGUCAAGAUCAACUAAUCAAUGCAGAAGUUCGAAAAAUCAGCAAAAAUCAAAUGUCCUCUCUUGUAUUUAAACCCAUGUGUAACCUUUAUGUGGCAAGACCCAGAUUUCAAUGAGACUCAUAUUCUUUAGAAAAAACUGGCUAUCUAUUUAAUAUUAGAAAGACCUUAUAAGCAAUAAAAGCAAUGAGGAUUAAAUUGGUUUGUCCUUUAACAACCCAACAAAUCUAAUAUUAUACGCAUAAGACA